Messenger RNA from Capronia coronata CBS 617.96, 1821 nucleotides. RefSeq lists its product as uncharacterized. Bases 1 to 1821 code for a protein of 606 amino acids. Gene Ontology annotation, biological process: 'de novo' IMP biosynthetic process. Gene Ontology annotation, molecular function: metal ion binding; phosphoribosylaminoimidazole carboxylase activity; ATP binding. The record is from RefSeq and is a predicted model, not a curated record. NCBI's taxonomy places the organism in Eukaryota, Fungi, Ascomycota, Eurotiomycetes, Chaetothyriales, Herpotrichiellaceae. The transcript has a single exon.
AUGGAUAAUCAUGUCGUCGGCGUCCUGGGCGGCGGCCAGCUUGGCCGUAUGCUGGUAGAAGCUGCCAACAGACUGAACAUCAAAGUGGCGGUGCUUGACGGAGAGAAUGCCCCAGCAAAGCAGAUCAACCUCGUAGCAUCUGACAAGCAUGUCACGGGCUCAUUCGCAACGGCCUCGGACGUCAAAGAGCUCGCGUCGAGAUGCGACGUUCUCACAUACGAGAUUGAGCAUGUUGACACCAAAGUGCUCGAAGAGCUCGAGGAGGAGAAGCCCUUCCUUGACGGAACGAAAUGGUCGAGAAUCCAACCCAGCUGGAAGACUGUACGAACCAUUCAAGACAAGUUCACCCAGAAACAACACUUUGCAAAGUUCGGCAUUUCCACAGCCAAGUCCAUUGCUGUUGGGACAUCACACCCACAAGGCUUGAAGGACAUUGCCGACCAACUCGGAUAUCCCCUGAUGCUGAAGUCUAGGACCGAGGCGUACGAUGGGAGGGGCAACUUUCCGGUGAAGUCGGUGUCCGACAUCGAGCCAGCCUUGAAAGCGUUGGCGAACCGCCCUCUAUAUGCCGAAAAAUGGGCACACUUCAAAAUGGAACUGGCAGUGAUGGUGGUGAAGACGGCUCAAGAAGAUUCCAUCGACUCUUGGGAGUCAAUCACUUUGGGUUACCCCACGGUUGAAACCAUUCACGAGGAUAGCAUAUGCAAACUUGUCUAUGUGCCUCCUCGAGGCGUGUCAAAGAAUGUUGUCCGCGCUGCUCAAGACCUUGCCCGACGCGCCGUGGCCACUUUUGCCGGGACCGGAGUAUUCGGUGUCGAGUUAUUUCUUCUGCAGGAUGACACCCUCGUGGUCAACGAGGUUGCACCACGGCCGCACAACUCAGGUCACUACACAAUCGAAGCGUGCCAUAUGUCACAAUAUGAGGCCCAAAUCCGAGCAAUCCUCCCGGACCUGGCAUCCACGAUCCGUCCAGGGUCGACUGACCUAGCCGUGUCGGCGGCGGUCAUGUUGAACAUUCUCGGCGGCCCGCAACCCGACUCCCACCUCCUGGUUGCUAAAGCUGCACUAGAGAUCCCAGGCGCGAAGAUCCAUCUGUACGGCAAAGGCGAUGGCCGCCCUGGCCGCAAGAUGGGUCACAUCACAAUCCUUGGUUCAAGCAUGUCCGAAUGCGAGGCCAAAAUCCACCCUCUAAUCCAGAUGGUUGACGCGGUCCGGGCUCACCGCACCGAUUCGUCGCCCGCCUCUGCUGCCUCCAUCGCUGCCACUGCUGCCGACUUGCAAAAGACCAAUCCUCCGCCUACCCGUCGGCCAGUCGUUGCUGUUGUCAUGGGCUCAGACACCGACUUGGCAACGCUGCGCCCCGGUCUCACCAUCCUCGACACCAUGGACAUCCCAUACGAGGUUCAUAUCACCUCCGCGCAUCGCACUCCGCAGUAUAUGCUCGACUUUGGCAAAGCAGCCGCGGCUCGCGGUCUCAAAGCUAUCAUUGCAGCAGCCGGAGGUGCGGCACAUCUUCCUGGCAUGAUGGCCUCUGAAACCCCGGUUCCUGUGAUCGGUGUUCCUGUCAAGGCGAGCAGCCUGGACGGACUGGACAGCUUGCUCAGCAUUGUACAGAUGCCCAGAGGAAUUCCGGUGGCCACGGUGGGCAUCGGCAACAGUACAAACGCCGCUAUUUUGGCGGCUCGAAUCGUAGGCACAAGUGAAGCCAAGGUCCAGGACUGGGUAGCAAACCAUUUGCAGAAAAUGGACGAUGAGAACAUGGAGAAGGAGUACCGACUCCAGCGUGAAGGAUGGAAGAUUUACAAAAAGCUGGAUUCUUGA